GAACUGCCUUCUAGCUCGAUCUUGCGAAUACUAACCCUAACCCUUUACACCCAAUCACCCAUGGAUGAUCUUCAGGCAACCUACAAAGAAGACCAAGAAGAAGACAACUCAUACAACACCAAUACAAAUGGCAACACCAGCGACGUUAAUCCAGGAAUGGCGGAUCCAAAACCAGAAAUCGUCACCGCCACCACCACUACCACUAUCACUACCACCGCCGACGAAGCCCUAACCGUCCCCACCACCACCACUAUUACCACCACUUCCACGACCUCCGCAACCCCCGAUACUGAUUCCGGCACCAAAGAUGACCCGAUUCCCUCGGAAGAACUCUCAGACCUUGAACCCACCCCUAAAGACUCGCCUAAUUUCACGAAAAUUAUGUCGUCCGAAGACGAAGUAGAAGACAAUGAAGAGCGUCCGGCGAAGAAGCAUAAGAGCAUCUCGUUACUAGCACCGCAACUCGAAGAAGAAUUAUCUCAAGAAGUUGCGGCAGCAACACCGGUGACGCCGAUGCCCCCACCUACCGAAAAGCCUAGCGGUAAAAAGUCAACUAACAGCAAUAAGAAGAAAAAGAGCAAGGGCAACAAUGUGUGGACAAAGCCAUCGUCUCGAAAGGGGAAAAAGAGAACCAAGAGUACCACCAGCACCACUGCUCAAACAGAGGACUCUGUUUUGAUUACUCCAAUUCAUCGGUAUCCUGACAAGAACGACGAUACUGCAGAUAUGAAAAUUUGUCUUUCGAAGGUUUACAAGGCGGAGAAAGUAGAAUUGAGUGAAGAUAGGUUGAGUGCAGGUAGUUGUAAAGGGUAUAGAAUGGUGAGGGCUACUAGAGGGGUUAUGGAGGGAGCUUGGUAUUUUGAAAUUAAGGUGGUGAGCUUAGGGGAAACAGGGCAUACGAGACUCGGGUGGUCUACUGAAAAGGGGGACUUGCAGGCGCCUGUUGGCUAUGAUGGGAACAGUUAUGGAUACAGGGAUAUUGAUGGGAGCAAGGUACAUAAAGCUUUAAGGGAGAAAUAUGGGGAUGAAGGAUAUGUUGAAGGUGAUGUAAUUGGGUUCUAUAUCAACCUGCCUGAUGGGAAUUUGUAUGCGCCAAAGCCACCACAAUUGGUUUUGUACAAGGGACAAAGAUAUGCAUAUGCUACAGAUGCAAAAGAAGACCCUCCUAAAGUUGUUCCAGGAAGUGAAAUAUGUUUUUUCAGAAAUGGAAUUUGUCAAGGGUCUGCUUUCAAGGAUCUUCAUGGUGGGCGUUACUUUCCUGCUGCGUCAAUGUAUACUCUUCCUCAUCAGAGUAAUUGCAUUGUCAAGUUCAACUUUGGUCCUGACUUUGAAGCCUUUCCUGAAGACUUUGGUGGACGUCCUGUCCCGAAACCAAUGUUUGAAGUUCCGUAUCAUGGCUUUGAUGGCAGAGUUCAAAAUGGCAAUCCUUUGGUUCCCACUAGAAUGUGCCCCAUGCUGAAAGUGGUAAAAGAGAAUGACGAUUGACAUCGCUGAAGCGGAUGGCAUAUAAGUUGAUAGUUGGGCAGAUUUUUCAGGUUGGUUAUUUUUAAUCAAUGAAACAUAAAUUCUGUAAAAAAGGUAGACAGCCUUGUAUCCUUCAUCAUCCUCUUGGUGAGAAGACUUUGAAGGGGAUGAGUGCAGCUGUCUCUGUGUUAUAUGUAGAUUAUCUGUUGUAUGAUCGAGUAAAAUGUUAGCUGCUGAAGAUUUAAAAAAACUAAUGGUAGCUCUGUACCAGUUAUGGUUCACAAGUCAAUAGAUGGUCUAAGUAACUAGACACGUGGACUUACACUUGUUAUUC
Messenger RNA from Cynara cardunculus var. scolymus (artichoke), 1798 nucleotides. RefSeq names its product protein TRAUCO. The coding region runs from base 61 to 1485 and encodes 474 amino acids. The transcript has 3 exons. Gene Ontology annotation, molecular function: protein binding; transcription cis-regulatory region binding. Gene Ontology annotation, cellular component: Set1C/COMPASS complex. NCBI's taxonomy places the organism in Eukaryota, Viridiplantae, Streptophyta, Magnoliopsida, Asterales, Asteraceae. The record is from RefSeq and is a predicted model, not a curated record.